Molecule: messenger RNA, 2145 nt
Organism: Gorilla gorilla gorilla (western lowland gorilla)
Lineage: Eukaryota; Metazoa; Chordata; Mammalia; Primates; Hominidae
Product: immunoglobulin superfamily member 3-like
Exons: 7
Coding region: 1-2145 (714 amino acids)
Cellular component (GO): membrane
Source: RefSeq, a predicted model, not a curated record
AUGUUGCGUGUGUUUCUCUCCCUCGUAGGUGUGGUGUCAGCACAGCGGCAGGUCACCAUUCAGGAAGGACCCUUGUACCGCACGGAGGGCUCCCACAUCACUAUCUGGUGCAAUGUGAGUGGUUACCAGGGACCUUCUGAGCAGAAUUUCCAGUGGUCCAUUUACCUGCCUUCGUCGCCAGAGCGAGAGGUGCAGAUCGUCAGCACCAUGGACUCUUCCUUCCCCUAUGCCAUCUACACCCAGCGCAUCCGCGAAGGGAAGAUCUUCAUAGAAAGAGUCCAGGGGAACCCAACCCUAUUGCACAUCACAGAUCUUCAGGCCCGGGAUGCCGGAGAAUAUGAAUGCCACACACCCAGCACCAAUAAGCAACACUUUGGGAUUUACAGUGCAAAGAUGAACCUAGUGGUGAUCCCAGACUCCCUGCGGACCACUGCCAUGCCUCAGACUCUGCACAGAGUGGAGCAGGACCCACUGGAGCUCACUUGUGAGGUGGCCCCGGAGACCGUUCAGCACAGCCACCUGUCUGUGGCCUGGCUCUGGCAGAAAGUUGGCGAGAAGCCCGUGGAGGUCAUCUCCCUGAGCCGAGAUUUCAUGCUUCACUCUGGCAGCGAAUAUGCCCAGAGGCAGAGCCUGGGGGAGGUGCUGCUGGACAAGCUGGGGAGGACCACCUUCCGCCUCACCAUCUUCCACCUGCAGCCUUCUGACCAGGGUGAGUUCUACUGCGAGGCCGCCGAGUGGAUCCAGGAUCCGGAUGGGUCAUGGUAUGCUAUGACCCGAAAGCGUUCCGAGGGAGCCGUGGUCAACGUCCAGCCAACUGACAAAGAAUUCACUGUUUGGCUAGAAACAGAGAAGUGGCUGCACACGGUGGGUGAGCCGGUGGAGUUCAGAUGCAUCCUGGAGGCUCAGAAUGUUCCCGACCGUUACUUUGCUGUCUCCUGGGCCUUCAACAGCUCGCUCAUCACCACCAUAGGCCCUAACGCUGUGCCUGUCCUCAACAGCGAAUUUGCUCACCGGGAAGCCAGGGGACAGCUUAACGUGGCCAAAGAGAGCGACAGUGUCUUUGUGCUGAAGAUCUACCACCUCCGCCAGGAAGAUAGAGGGAAAUACAACUGCCGGGUGACUGAGCGAGAGAAAACCGUGACGGGGGAAUUCAUUGAUAAGGAGAGCAAGCGUCCCAAGAACAUCCCCAUCAUAGUCCUCCCCCUUGCAGAUAACUGGGUAGUUAAAGUCCCCCAGCACCACCAGAUCCUGUCCCAAGGCCACUUGGAGAGCAGCAUCUCCGUGGAGGUGGCCAGCAAUGCCAGCGUCAUCCUUGAGGGCAAGGACCUGCGCUUCUCCUGCAGCGUCCGCAUGGCAGGCAGGCUGCAGGGUCGCUUCUCUGUCAUCUGGCAGCUUGUGGACAGGCAGAACCGCCGCAGCAAUAUCAUGUGGCUAGACCGGCAUGGCACCGUGCAGCCAGGCUUGUCCUACUGGGAGCGCAGCAGCUUUGGGAGCGUCCAGAUGGAGCAGGUGCAGCCCAACUCAUUCAGCCUGGGCAUCUUCAACAGCAGGAAGGAGGACGAGGGCCAGUAUGAAUGCCAUGUGACUGAAUGGGUGCGGGUGGUGGAUGGCGAGUGGCAGAUUGUUGGGGAGUGCCGGGCCAGCACUCCCAUCUCCAUCAUAGCUCUUGAAAUGGGCUUCGCAGUCACAGCCAUCUCCCGGACACCGGGGGUGACCUACAGCGACUCCUUUGACUUGCUGUGUAUCAUCAAACCCCACUACCCUGCCCAGGUCCCCGUGUCAGUGACAUGGCGGUUCCAGCCGGUGGGCACGGUGGAGUUCCAUGACUUGGUGACCUUCACCCGGGAUGGAGGGGUCCAGUGGGGGGACAGGUCCUCCAGCUUCCGAACCCGAACUGCCACCGAGAAGGCUGAGUCCAGCAAGAACGUCCGCCUAAGCAUCAGCCGAGCCAGUGACAUGGAAGCAGGCAAGUACCAGUGUGUGGCAGAGCUGUGGCGGAAGAACUACAACAACACCUGGACACAACUGGCGGAGAGGACCUCUAGCCUGCUGGUGAUCAGGCUGCUGCAGCCAGAUUUGGAACAAGUGAGUUGUAUAAAUGAUGAGACUCUUCCCUUGACCAACGAGAGCCUAAACUUUGACUGA